AAUGCAAGCAAGCGUUGUGGCUCUUAGAACACACUCGCUACAAACAUCAUGUCCUACAAGCUCACUUCGGCUGCCCCUUUGUCCAUCUCUUCCUCUUCCUCUGUCUCCUCGGACGACAGCGACGAAAGAUGCUCAGACUGGGCUUCUUCGUUUGGCGACGCUCGUCAGACAAAGUCUCUCUUUGAUGACACUGUCCUCUCCACCCAAGAGCUUGCUUUGCAGUACGAUCGAGAUAAUUGGGAUUUUGACUUGAAGGAGGUCUGUGAGAAGCUUGGAUUGGACAUGUUUGGCAGAAUCAGGUUGAUCAACUUGAUCAGAAAUGCUGGUUUGGACAAGGAUCAGAUCUCGGCGCUCAAGGCCGAUGAUCCUCUCUUGAAGGAUGACAAUCUUCUUAUCCCUGUGAUCCCCGAUGACCCUCUUUUGCAAUAUGACUUUGACGACUUUUGGUCCGACGAUGACGAGCCGCCCCAAGCUUCCUCUGCUGGCCCUUCAAACGACGCCCAAUCUCCCGAAUCUCAAAAAGUGACACUUCUCGAAGCCGAGUUGGAAAAGGCGAGAAAAGACCUUGCAGCGAUGCAGUUGUUGGUCACCAAGACUAUUGGAUCGGAGGACGACGAGUCCAUGGGGAGACAAGUCAAGGUGGAUGGGAAAGGAAAGGGCAAGGCGGUUGCAAGGGAUGAUGACACGCAUUAUUUUCAUUCUUACGAGGAGAAUGACAUUCACGAGAUCAUGCUCAAGGAUACUGUCCGAACAGUUUCUUAUGCCCGCUUCCUUUUAUCGAACCCUCAAGUUUUCAAGGGUGCUGUUGUGAUGGAUGUUGGAUGUGGUACCGGUAUCUUGUCCAUGCUCGCUGCCAAAGCUGGAGCCAAGCAUGUGUAUGCGAUAGAAGCCUCCGGACUGGCCGUCAAGGCUCGGGAAAACAUUGAAAAGAAUGGGUUUGCCGAUGUGAUCACCGUCAUCCAAGGCAAGGUGGAGGAUGUCCAGCUACCUGUCAAGGAAGUGGACGUUAUCGUUAGCGAGUGGAUGGGUUACAUGUUGCUCUACGAAUCCAUGCUUGACUCCGUCUUGGUCGCUCGCGACCGAUUCCUUGCGCCCAACGGUCUCAUGGCUCCUUCUCAAACACGCCUUGUUCUCAGUGCCAUCACCGGAGACCGCGUUUGCCGCGAAAGAGUCAACUUUUGGAACUCUGUGUACGGUUUCGACCUUUCCACGAUGAACGCGGUCGGUUUCGACGAGGGUCUCACUGAAGUUGUCGAUAAGGAGGAGGUUGUGACUACCGAGUCGAUCGUCCGCGACAUCAACUCUCACAAUGCUACCGUCAAGUCCCUCGAUUUCCACUCUUCCUUCACUCUCUCCGCAACAUCAGCGACGCCGACCACCGUCCGCGCUUUUCUCACUCACUUUGACACCUUCUUCUCCCCUCUCGGUGGCGAUGCUUCUCACUUCCCCCCUAGCUACCCUGUCGACAUUCGACAGUUUGGUGAUGACGAGUACACAUGUCCUGUAGAGCCGCUCACCCCUUCUUCUGGAAAGACGGGAGUCGAAGUGAGUUUUACCACCGGUCCUGGAGGCAAAUACACCCACUGGAAACAGGUCGUCUUUCUUCUUCGCAAGCCUAUCGAGCUUGCCCCUGGAGAGGAGAUUGUGGGUCAGUUCAGGUGCAAAAAGUCAGACACCAACUCGCGGGAACUGGAUGUGGAGAUUCAUUGGGCCAAGGGGAAGAAGGGGGAGGCAGGGGAGAGAACAUAUACUGUGCAGGCCUACAAGGUCCGUUAGAUGCAUAGAUUUCAUGUGUAGUUGCAAGUCCCCCAGUGCUGGUGUGUGGUGUCGGGGCAUGCCGCAGAUGUGAUACCGCGCCUCAUUACAUAACGC
Cryptococcus deneoformans JEC21 is the source of this 1872-nucleotide messenger RNA. Its product is annotated as arginine N-methyltransferase 3, putative. NCBI's taxonomy places the organism in Eukaryota, Fungi, Basidiomycota, Tremellomycetes, Tremellales, Cryptococcaceae. Gene Ontology annotation, molecular function: protein-arginine N-methyltransferase activity. The transcript is spliced from 6 exons. Gene Ontology annotation, biological process: peptidyl-arginine methylation. The coding region runs from base 49 to 1776 and encodes 575 amino acids. The record is from RefSeq and is a predicted model, not a curated record. Gene Ontology annotation, cellular component: nucleus.